Messenger RNA from Aptenodytes forsteri (emperor penguin), 798 nucleotides. RefSeq names its product doublecortin domain containing 2B (gene DCDC2B). The record is from RefSeq and is a predicted model, not a curated record. The transcript has 7 exons. NCBI's taxonomy places the organism in Eukaryota, Metazoa, Chordata, Aves, Sphenisciformes, Spheniscidae. Gene Ontology annotation, cellular component: microtubule; microtubule organizing center. Gene Ontology annotation, biological process: intracellular signal transduction. The coding region runs from base 1 to 798 and encodes 265 amino acids.
AUGAGCUCCCGUGGCUUAGCUCUGGCACCGCCAGCCAAGAACGUGGUGGUGUAUCGCAACGGUGACCCCUUCUUCCCCGGGAGGAAGGUUGUAGUGAACCAGCGGCGGUUUCUGACCUUUGAGGCAUUUCUGAAUGAGGUGACCAAGAGCGUUCAUGCGCCCUUGGCUGUGAGGAACCUCUACACACCCAGGCAUGGCCACCGCGUCGCUGAGCUGGGGGACCUGCAGGACGGGUGCCACUAUGUGGCUGCGGGCUUUGAAAAGUUCAAAAAGCUCAACUAUUUAAAUCACGGAAGGAAGGAGCUCCGUGGGACAAGGAACAGCGAGGAUCUGCAGUUCCGCACUGUAGCUCCCUGGAAGUCGAACGUCUUGGUGCGAUGGCAGAAGCACGCCCACCUGCCCUGCACGAUACAUGUUUUCCGGAAUGGGGAUUUGCUGAGCCCUCCUUUCCCGCUGCCGCUCUCCAAGAGCACUCCACUGCAGUGGGACGCGCUCCUGGCCACGCUGACAGAGAAAGCCAACCUGCGCAGUGGAGCUGUUAACAAGCUCUGCAGGCUGGACGGAACCCAGGUGUCUGGUGGGGAGGAGCUGGUGAACGGCGAUUACUAUGUGGCAGUGGGAAAUGAGGAGUACAAAAAACUGCCUUACUUUGAGCUGCUGGUGCCCCAGGAUUCUGCGCGCAGGACGCUGUGGCAUGGACUACAGAGAAAUCACAAAAGACUGUGGCAAGGAAAAGGGAUGCCAGUGACUCUGAGGAUGAAAAUGCCGAACAAGACAAUUCAAUCAUCCUUGCCUUGA